Molecule: messenger RNA, 3168 nt
Organism: Dalotia coriaria
Lineage: Eukaryota; Metazoa; Arthropoda; Insecta; Coleoptera; Staphylinidae
Product: circumsporozoite protein-like
Exons: 5
Coding region: 263-1492 (409 amino acids)
Source: RefSeq, a predicted model, not a curated record
CCGGCCCGCGACGCAAAAGCUUGGCGUAGGCGUCGUCGCUCGCACGCUGCUCGCGCGCUGUGACUAACCGAAAAACACGUAAUGCACAAAAAAUAAUCCCGAUUGAAUUGAGACUGCACCGCGUGCACAGUGCGUCGAGAGUGUCCGCGGAUAAGUGAGGCCAUCAUCGUCGCCUGGCGGCUGGGAACUUAGCGAAUCUGUGAAAAGGCGCGCGUUGUCAGCGAUAACACUCGCCGCUGCCGACGCACAGGACGAAUCCAAUAUGGCUUCCAAAGUGAUGGUGAAAAUGCCGGUGCAGGCGUUCGCCGGCACCACACAGGUGAAGAGUAAGAAUGGUCCGAGUGAGGUGAUGCCCAUGCCGAGGAACACCGACAUUCGAUCGCCAGAUUCCAGCGGUAAUCUGAGCACGAUCGCAAUUGGCAGUGUAAACAGCACGCCGCCAGUCGCGAGCCCUGUGACGGUGAGCAACGGUACGGGCGAUAAUCGUGUCGGACAGCUGGAGCAGAAUAUCAAAUAUCUGCAGGAACAACACGCUUUGAUGCUUACCGGCUUGCAUCAUGAGAUCGAUUGUUUGCGGCACAGGAAUCGCGAAUUACAGUUCCAGUUGGUUUUUGUCAAGGGAACCAAUGCCAGCACGCCAUCAUCGCCGGAGGACGAUAAACCGAAGUUAUACAGCAACAGUCCAAAGGUGCUCAAUGUCGUCCCACUGCAGGUGGAGAUAUUGGAAAAAGAGCUCGGGGAGAUGAAGAUACAAUUACAAGAGUCCGAAUGUCGCAAUGUCUACCUCUCUGCUAUCGUCGAUGAACAGAAGAAGAAAUUAGAGCGAUAUGAACGUGAUCGUGAGCGUGAACGUGAAAGAGGUAUCCAACCCGAUCCAGAACUCCUCCGUAAACUGGACGACGCCGAAUCUCUCAUUCGUCGUCUCCGCCGUGAGAACUCCGACCUCCGCAGAGAGAACGCCGCCGCCACGGUGGCGGCAAGCGCGACUGUUGCAUUCCCCCAACCGCAGCAACAACGCGAUUACCAUCAGUCACGCAACAACGGCUCACGCCGUCGUGGUGGCAAUGGUGGUAACACUGGCAGCAGUGUUGUUGGCGGUAGCACCGCCGGUGCGAAUCCAUCAGUGAGCACUGCAAAUGUAUCCGGCGCAGGCGGGGGUGGUGCUAACGGGCAAUCAUACCGCCCGAAUUGGUUCCCGCCGUUGCACACACAGAACUACUGGCAGCAACAGAACCGCCCGCAGGCAUCGCACGUCGACAGCCUGCCGCAGCUGACAACCGGUGGUCACCAUGUGGUGUACCCCUCACAGCAGGGACCGAUGCAUGGCAGGCGUGGUGGUAACUCAGGUACUGGUGGCAACAACGCCGGGAAUAACGCAGGUAACAACGUCGGCGGGGGCGGUGGCGGUAACAACAAUCAUUACCAAUACCAUCCGAACGGCGAGCGUAAGUAUCGCGGGAAUCAACCAAACCGGGGCCAAAAAUCCUCCUAAGACCUUAGGGGGGCUUGAGCGUAGCGCCGAGUAUCUGUUAACGUCGUCGUUUCUCCGAACUCACGAAUCUUGAUUCGAUUUACUGAUAUAUACCGCUUUCCGUUUUUUGUUUUCUCUUCUUGACACGCCGCACCCGGCGGCAAGUGCCCGCAAACGAAUUGCCCAAAAAAUGGCGGAGGAGAGUAAUCAACGGCUAGAAUAAAAAACUAGGAAGUAAUUACCUACCACAGGAAACAUAUUAAACAGGACCACUUAUUUAUCGAUGUUGCUAACACCCAAAAAUAGAUCCAGUGCAGCGAAAUUGCCGCCGGAUAUCGAAAGAACGCGCGAACCAGUUUGGGUUUCACCUACCGAAAUAGAACGCAUACAGAUUCCAUGCAUAGUUUAUGUCGGCUGAACCAUAGUGUAAUCUUCCUGAGUAAAAAAAAAACACUAAACAUAAAGAAAAACAAAAACGAAACAUAAAAAUAUGUAAUUGUGAUAUGAAUCUUACUAUAUAUGAUAAAUGAUACUAUGAUAACUAAUUAAUACGUGUUUUCGAUUGUAUAUCAUUAAUACAAAAAGCUUUACAUAUUAUACCUUAUAACAAAAAGUGAAAAACGAAAAAAAAAAUUACAAAUACGAACAAAUACGUGAAAAUUACCAGUGGAUAGAUCAAAAACGACAAAUUAAAUAGACGAAAUGAUUUUAUGCUUUGUCUGUGAACAAAAUUUUCAAAGAAAAACUAAAGUUAAUUAUUUUUAUCUCAUGAUGUUAGUUAGUCUGAUGUUUUAUGUCUGGCGGACAGAGCGGAAUAUGUGGUGGUGGACAGCAGUUUGGUAUAAUUAAACUAUCUAGUUGAUAUUAUUUGUUGUUGUUUAGAUAAAAUGACGAACGGACCGAAACAAAUUUCCGCGCACGCCGCGGAAUACUUAUUUGAACGAGAAGGAGUUGUUGAUGACUAAAAAAUGUUUAGAGCCUAUACGUAUAUUUAAUAUUGAUUAUUCAAACGCCAUAUGUACUAAAUACUAUAUCAGUGUUAACAAUACAAGCAUCAGUUUAAGAUUUUCGUCAUGGAUUUAUCUGAUCAGUUCAAGAGAUGGAUCAAAUUCAAUCACAAGCGUAACAUUGCAAUUUUGUAAGCGGGUAAUCUUAACCUCCAAGGCACAAAUAUUGACUGUAUUGUUUAAAUGUUGGGGCGAUGUUUUGAGUUCAGUAAUGAGGCGAUUAAAGGUGUUUAUCUAUGUAGUUUUGAACGGUUCUGGGAAGGCAUUCGAAGUUAUGUGGCCAUAGUUACAUUUGAAAUUCUCUGUCUAUAAUAAAGUCUCGAGCGCUCUGUAAACUCUACUGUAAACUACUACUGUAAACUUCUAAAGAAUCUAAAGUGUAAUUUAAAAUUGAGAUUCAACGAUUCCACUGAUCUAUGGCUCUAUCUGUAAUACCGUUUUGUGAAUAUAAGCGAUACGAAGGUUAUCUUCAUCUAUAUGUAUCCAGUUUAAGAGUACUGACAAACGGUGGUUAUUAUUGCGGAUUCACAACCCGAAUGGUUGACUUCAGAUUGUUUUUGUUUUUGUUUUUGUUUGAUUUUUGAAGGAAAUUACUAUUGUACUAUUAUUAUAUUUAUUAUAAAUUAUAUACAACAUAUUGUAUUAUUUAUUAUAUUGAUGAGUAUUAUUAAUAAAAUGCAUUAGACCAAA